Molecule: messenger RNA, 4771 nt
Organism: Saprolegnia parasitica CBS 223.65
Lineage: Eukaryota; Oomycota; Saprolegniomycetes; Saprolegniales; Saprolegniaceae
Exons: 2
Coding region: 32-4771 (1579 amino acids)
Molecular function (GO): calcium ion binding
Source: RefSeq, a predicted model, not a curated record
GAGCGUUCGGUGUAACUUCCCAAGCCGACGAAUGAGCCAAGUCGACGUCCCGUACACGAGCCAGCGGCUGCGCUUCGUGGUCGAGCCGGCGCUGGCCGACGAGAUCCAUGGCGGAACGACUGCAUUGCGCAAGGGUUGCCACCUCGGCGCGCUCGCCGAGCAGGUCACGCCGGGCACGACGCCCGAGCGCGACGCGUUCCUCGCAUGGAUGAAGGCGGCGAGUGGCAUUCAGACGGACCGCGACUUUCGGUCGGCGCGCGCGCUACUGGAGCUGCUCUACCACACCUUCUCGGCGCACAGCGUCGACAUGGCGGACCUCGCGAUCGGUGCCAUGACGGUGCUCGACGGCUCGACCGAAGACAAGCUCCGCACGGCACUGCAGCUCGUGACCACGGACGACGUCAUCACCGAAGGCGACCUCGUGCGGGUUCUAAGCGGCUUCCUCCUCGGGCUCUACUGCCUCUUUGCGGGCAAUGCGGACGAAGACAGCCACGCGCCCGACGCGAUCGUCGAGCUUCUCACGCACAGCGCCACCAAGACCGUCCAAGGCCUCUUGGAGCAGACGCCGACACUGACGUUGGAGCACAUUUGGGACUGGUACCUCCUCGUGGGGGCCACGGAGGCGCCGUAUCUCAAGCUGCUCGACAUGGAUCGGUGGAAUGUCACCGAGCAACGAAGCGCCAUGGCGCCACCGCCGAGCAGCGCGGGUGACGGUGUUCUCUUUGGCUUUGUCUCGGACUCGCACGUGCUUGGCAUCCACGAGGCGCAUGCGGUCGAGCUCGAGGACCUCCUCAUGGCGACGCGCUUCCCCGUGCUGUCGCCGCAAACGCUGUACGACACCUUUCUGCACCACACGCUCGACGGCUGGCUCGACGAGCUCACGUUCAUCGAGAGCGUCAACGAGCUCACGUGCAUGACGUGCACCAACCAUGUCAUGGACGACGACAAGUUCAUGGGCGCGGUGCGGUCGCUCUUCAAGCAGUACCUCGGCGGCGCGCAUAGCAAGACGACGGUCGACGCGUUCGAGCUCGCAGCAGGCUUUAGCCUCUUCGCCCACGGCUCCAAGAGCGACAAGCUCGCGGCCGGCUUCCACUUCUUCGACACGGACGACCUCGGGUACCUCUCCAAGGGCCAACUCUGGCGCUUCCUGCGCUCAGUCAUCCUCACGAUCCUCGGCCUCGCACCGCCGGCCAUGCCACUGCCGACGUCGUCGAUCCUUGCGUUUGUCGAUGCAGGCGGCGCGGCGAUUCUGGACGCGCUCGAUGCGCCAACCUACACGUUCGAGACAUUUGGCCGGUGGUACAACCAAGGCGGCUUCCAGCUCGUGAGCUGGCUCGAGCUCCUCGACCUCAAGAAGUGGACGUUCGUCUAUGGCGACUUUAACACGUCGAUUUUGGACAAGACGCCGGUGCAGCCGGUCUCGGCCAGCAUGUACUACACGGCCAAGAACAUCCGUGCGACCAACCAAAAAGAGGCUGGCUCCAACGACACCAAUCCGGUGCAUAGCGGCUUGCUUCCCCUCGACUCGAUCCCGGCGCUCUGCCUCAAGAACGACGUUGUCCUCGCCUUUGAUCUGCUCCUCGAGUCGGACAUGCACCCGGUCCAGAACCUCGCGUUCGACAAUGGCGAUCUGCUGCACUACGCGCAGCUGCAGCGCAACACGGGCUUGUAUGCGCUUGACGUCCCUUCGGUGCACAAUACGUUUGCCAACUACAUUGACGUGCACAACGGUCUCGCAACGAUCGACAAAGGGCGGUUUGAUGCGUGCAUGGCUGCGCUGCUGCCGGAGGCGCGCGACCUCUCGCCGCUCGCUGCACUCUUCUUUGCGUUCAACCGGACCGGCACGGGGACACUGGACGCGACCGAGUUCGUCUCGGGCUUUCUCCUGCUCUGCGGCGGCUCGAAGAGCACCAAGCUCGCGUUUUGCUUUGGACUCUUUGACGAAGACGGCGACGGGUUCCUCACGCGCCGGGAAAUGUGGAAGUUUCUGCGCUCGUUCCUGACGAUGCUGCUGGCGCUCGGCAACGGCGCCGACUUGUCGGCCGACACGAUCGGCUACAUCUGUGACGCCGCGUGCAUCUCGAUUGCCAAGUCGAUCUUCAACGAGUCCAUGAGCGGCGACGACCUCGUGCUGCGGUCCAAAGUGGCGUUUGCCGAAUUCGCCGACUGGUACUCGGAGAAAGGAUACGCGCUCAUUCCGUGGAUCGAGCUCUUGGAUGCAAAAAAGUGGCCCAUCGUCGACGCCACGAUCGCCGACGCCGUCGACAGCUUUACCGCGUCGACGGCCGCCGGCCAAGAGAAGGAAGAGGCGCUGGUCCAGACCACGACGACGGUCGUUAGCAGCACCGGCGGGUACCCGACGACGGCGACAACGCACGACGGGUACAAGGACUCGUCGUCGGUUGUCUUCCAGUUCAAGUUGACGUCGUACGACGCGACGAUGCUCCGUAUCCGGCUACGGGACGUUGCCGUCGUCUCGACGAUCGCCGACAAGCUCCGGCUACGGUUCUUGACGUGCGAAGCGCUGUACACGAGCUUGGACAAGUUUGCGAAGGGCAAGUGCCUCACGAAAUCUGGGUUUUUGUAUGCGAUCCGGAGCCUCGCGCCCAAGGAAGGCUUGAGCAGUGAAGACCAAGAGUUCCUCUCGUACCACCUGCUCCGGCUCUUCUCGCUGUACGAGACCGAGACCAACCUCGACGGCAGCGAGGACGAUGACCAUCAUGAUGACGCGGCGACGUCAAUGCCAUCGACGUCGAUCAUGGGCAGCGCCGUCGACAAGCUCCACUUGCUCUCGGGGCUCAGUAUCCUCUGCGCAGGCUCCAAGAGCAACAAGCUCGGCGUGCUCUUCACGCUGUACGACGUGCACCGCGACGGUUGCAUCUCGCGGCGCGCGCUCUUUGAGCUCUUCAAGAGCAUCCUCGCGCUCCUCUUUUCCUUCUCGCUGGCCGAAGCCGCGUCGUCGUCGUCGAAUCUGUUUGCGGCCGAGCGGGCGGCCGGCGCACUGACGUCGCAGGUGUUUUGCGAGACGCAGUCGCGGUCGUCGAUUUCGCUUGGCGUCUUUGCCGAGUGGUACAGCGCCGGCGGGUACCAGUGCUGCCCGUGGCUCGAGCUCCUCGACCUCGGCAAGUGGCCGACGAAAGCCGCCAUGGACGCCCACGCGCGCGAGAAGCCGCUCGCGUACGCCUUUGACAUGCACGAAGAGGGCAGUCUCCUGCAGUACUCGGAGAAGGACAUUGAUAUGUAUUUGCGUAUGCUGGACGCCACGCAGUUUCCGUCGCUGCCCGUGGCCGCGAUCCACGAAGCGAUUGUCGCCAACGCGCGGGCGCAUCAUGGCACGACCGCCGACGGCCUCGUCAUCUCGCGCGCGAGCUUCUACCGCUGCAUCCGCAAGCUCAUUCCGCGUCAAGCCAUCAACGAAGAAGGCCAGCACCUCGCGUCGCGGCUGCUCGCACGGCUCUUUGGCGUCUACGACCGCAAGAAAACCGGCAAGGUCCAAGCGCUCGAGCUCGCGUGCGGGCUCACGAUCCUCGGGCACGGCUCCAAGAGCCAAAAGCUCGCGGCCGCGUUCGACCUCCUCGUGUCGCUCGCCAACAAGGGGUCGCCGCACCAGACCAAGCUGCCCCAUGGCAUGCUCUUUCUCUACCUGCGCUCGAUUCUCUUGGCGCUCAUGGUGCUGAGUGACGCGCGGUACCGGUCGGGCCUCGAACACAUGUACGUUGAGGCCGACGAGGUGGUCGGCGACGCGACGACCAAGGUCCUCUCGGAGAUCACCCUCGACGCGAGCCUCCGAACGCGCAACCGCAUCUCGUUUGAGCAGUUUGGCGAGUGGUACAACGGCGGCGGCUACGAGACGCUCUCGUGGGUCGAGCUCCUCGACGUCGCCAAGUGGCAGCACGAGACGACGACGACGACGACGCGCGGCGUCCGCGCCAGCGACAUUGGCCUCGCGCCGGCGUCGGCUCCAAGUGACCCCGUCCUGCUCGAGAUGCGUCUUCCGCGUCGGCCCUUGCGCUUCACCGCGUCGUCCAUCCAUGGGCUCCGCGAGUGCUUGGUGCAUUUGGAGCUGCACUUGUACGCGCCGCUGCAGCUCGUGACGGUGCUCAAGAGCUUUCUGAAGCGCCACGAGGCGCCGUCGACCGACCUCCUCUCGCCGACGGUGCAGGUGGCGCUGACCAAAGACCAGUUCCGCAGCGCGCUCCUUCAACUCUGCGCGACGCACGCCCACUGCACCAACAGCUACGUGCUGCGUUUUGCGGACGCGGUCUUUGCAGCCUUUGCCAAGGGACACGAGACGGACGCGCGCAUGAUCCGGCGGCGCGACACGACUGUGCCCCUCGUGCACCUCUUGUGCGGCCUCAUGGUCUUCACGGAUGGGUCGCUGCUGGAGAUCCUUCUGCAUGGCACCGCGCUGCUCUGCUUUACAGCGUUCACCGAGCAGCUGGUCGACGAUGUGAGUGCCCAUCACUUUGUCCCGCGCGCCAUCUUGCAGCUCUGCCUUGAGAACUUUCUCAAGAUGCUCUAUGCGACCAGUAGCAGCAUACUAUUGGACGUCGAUGAUGGCGACGACGGCAGCGCGACGGCCGGCGCGAAAGCGUGCGUGAGCGGGUUUGCGCCCGGGGGGCCUGACGAGAUGGUCGCGAUCGAAGCCUUCUGCAGCUGGUACCUCGAGCGCAACGAGCACGACUGGCUGCGUCUCGUGGUGCUGGAAAACUGGCCGCCCGAGCUCCUUGAACUCAACCUCGCCAACCGCGCGUCCCAGGCCACCUCAUAA